GUAAAUUUUCCAAACCUUAUCAAAAUUCCAACUGAUUUUUGCGCUGUGUAACACUGGCGGAACAGCUGUUCUUGUUUUGGUUUUUCACGGUGCGUGCUGUGUUACGUGCUCUGCACUCCGAUUAAGGAUUUCGAGGGAAGCUAUGAGCGGAUUGCUUCCAAAGUUGUGGCGUCAAUGUGACGCAGUGUUCCUGCACCGGAUCAGCCAGGCACUGCGCGGCGCCGGCGUUAAGCAAAGCCGGUGGAGUGGAGCACGUCUGCUGGCCACCAGUGCGGAUAAGAAUCCAGUCACCGCCCUGCGAGAGUUACCGCACUGCAAUGUAGGCACCAUCGGUCACGUGGACCACGGCAAGACGACACUGACCGCUGCCAUAACUAAGAUACAGUCGCAGAAGGGUCUAGCGGAGUACCUGUCCUAUGACCAGAUUGAUCGAGCGCCCGAGGAGAAGGCGCGCGGCAUAACCAUAAAUGCCUGCCACAUUGGCUACGCCACCACGGAGCGGACAUAUGCCCACACGGACUGCCCUGGUCAUGCGGACUACAUAAAGAACAUGAUCUCGGGAGCCUCCCAAAUGGAUGGCGCCAUCCUCGUAGUGGCCGCCACCGACGGCCAGAUGCCGCAGACGCGCGAGCACCUGCUGCUGGCCAAACAGGUUGGCAUUCAGCGAAUUAUUGUCUUCAUAAACAAAGCCGAUCUGGUGGAUCAGGAGGUCCUCGAACUGGUGGAAAUUGAGAUGCGAGAGAUGUUAAGCGAUUUUGGGUUUGAUGGCGUAAAUAGCCCAGUGAUUUGUGGCUCGGCCUUGCUGGCUCUUCGCGAGGAUAAGUCGGAGUUUGGCGUCCCUUCGAUUGAGAAGCUAUUGGAGCAAUGCGAUUCCUACAUACCAACCCCUCAGCGCGAUGUUAAAGCCCCAUUUAUUCUACCCAUCGACAAUGCUUUUACGGUUCCAGGAAGAGGAACAGUGGUCGUGGGCACCAUAAAAAGGGGUACCAUUCCUCGGAACGCGGAUGCCGAUCUACUGGGUUUUAAUCAAAACCUGAAGACGUCCAUCAGCGACAUCCAGAUCUUCCGGAAAAGCGUACCCCAAGCGCAGGCCGGAGAGAAUGUGGGCGCGCUGCUGCGAGGCAUCAAAAUAUCUGCGGUAGAACGAGGAAUGCUCCUAUGUGCGGCGAGUUCCGAGGAUAUUUCUAACCACUUCGAGGGUUCAAUGUACUUGCUAUCCCGGGCCGAGGGCGGUCGUGUCAAGCCCAUGCUCUCCAAGUAUAUUCAGCAGCUUUUUAGCCAGACGUGGAAUGUUCCUGCACGUAUUGAUAUAGUUCCCAGUGAGGCAAUGCUGAUGCCAGGUGAGCAUGGCCAGGUGCGCGUCACCCUGCUGCGGAAAAUGGUCAUGACGCCUGGUCAGGCUUUUACGAUUCGCGAGAAUGGAGCCACAGUGGCCACCGGAAUGGUAACGCAGCGACUGCCCUCCCUAGACCUGCCCAAAAACAAGCUGUCAAAAGCGCUGGUGGAUUGUUAACGACUCGGAAUUCUAUUUGUACAAAUUCAUAAAUUGCUUUUUAUUACGCGUA
Messenger RNA from Drosophila rhopaloa, 1565 nucleotides. RefSeq names its product elongation factor Tu (gene mEFTu2). The coding region runs from base 143 to 1513 and encodes 456 amino acids. NCBI's taxonomy places the organism in Eukaryota, Metazoa, Arthropoda, Insecta, Diptera, Drosophilidae. The record is from RefSeq and is a predicted model, not a curated record. The transcript has 3 exons. Gene Ontology annotation, biological process: mitochondrial translational elongation. Gene Ontology annotation, molecular function: GTP binding; GTPase activity; translation elongation factor activity. Gene Ontology annotation, cellular component: mitochondrion.